GCCGCCGCCUCCUCAGUCUGCUGGUCACCGCCGCCGCCGCCGCCCCCUCCGUCGCCUCUCGGGGAAGGGGAAGACGCAAGGGGCACGGAGGGGCCCCGGCGAAUGCGCCCCCCACUGCCUCUCGGGCUGCGCCGCCUCGCGGGGAUGAAGAACGGGCCGUGAAGAUGGAGGUGACCUGCCUUCUACUUCUGGCGCUGAUCCCCUUCCACUGCCGGGGACAAGGAGUCUACGCUCCAGCCCAGGCUCAGAUCGUGCACGCGGGCCAGGCAUGUGUGGUGAAAGAGGACAACAUCAGUGAGCGCGUCUACACCAUCCGGGAGGGGGACACCCUGGUGCUGCAGUGCCUCGUCACUGGGCACCCUCGGCCCCAGGUGCGUUGGACUAAGACAGCUGGGAGCGCUUCGGACAAGUUCCAGGAGACGUCGGUGUUCAAUGAGACGCUUCGCAUCGAGCGCAUUGCACGCACGCAGGGUGGCCGCUACUACUGCAAGGCUGAGAACGGCGUGGGCGUACCCGCCAUCAAGUCCAUCCGGGUGGACGUGCAGUACCUGGACGAGCCAGUAUUGACGGUGCACCAGACGGUGAGCGACGUCCGAGGCAACUUCUACCAGGAGAAGACGGUGUUCCUGCGCUGUACGGUCAACUCCAACCCUCCUGCCCGCUUCAUCUGGAAGCGGGGCUCCGACACCUUGUCUCACAGCCAGGACAAUGGGGUUGACAUCUAUGAGCCCCUCUACACCCAGGGGGAGACCAAGGUCCUGAAGCUGAAGAAUCUGCGGCCCCAGGACUAUGCCAGCUACACCUGCCAGGUGUCUGUACGAAACGUGUGCGGCAUCCCGGACAAGGCUGUCACCUUCCAGCUCACCAACACCACGGCACCUCCAGCCCUGAAGCUGUCUGUGAAUGAAACUCUGGUGGUGAACCCUGGGGAGAAUGUGACGGUCCAGUGUCUGCUGACCGGUGGUGAUCCCCUCCCCCAACUGCAGUGGUCCCAUGGGCCAGGCCCGCUGCCCCUGGGUGCCCUGGCCCAGGGUGGCACCCUCAGCAUCCCUUCAGUGCAGGCCCGAGACUCUGGCUACUACAACUGCACAGCUACCAACAAUGUGGGCAACCCUGCCAAGAAGACUGUCAACCUCCUGGUGCGAUCCAUGAAGAACGCCACAUUCCAGAUCACCCCAGAUGUGAUCAAAGAGAGUGAGAACAUACAGCUGGGCCAGGAUCUGAAGCUGUCAUGCCACGUGGAUGCCGUGCCCCAGGAGAAGGUGACCUACCAGUGGUUCAAGAACGGCAAGCCAGCACGCAUGUCCAAGAGGCUGCUGGUGACUCGCAAUGACCCCGAGUUGCCUGCCGUCACCAGCAGCCUAGAGCUCAUUGACCUGCACUUCAGUGACUACGGAACCUACCUCUGCGUGGCUUCCUUCCCGGGGGCACCUGUGCCCGACCUGAGUGUCGAGGUCAACAUCUCCUCUGAGACAGUGCCACCCACCAUCAGCGUGCCCAAGGGCAGGGCCGUGGUGACUGUGCGCGAGGGCUCACCAGCUGAGCUGCAGUGCGAAGUGCGAGGCAAGCCGCGGCCGCCUGUGCUGUGGUCCCGCGUGGACAAGGAGGCCGCGUUGCUGCCGUCGGGGCUGCCCCUGGAGGAGACCUCGGAUGGGAAGCUGCGGCUGGAGCGCGUGAGCCGCGACAUGAGUGGGACCUACCGCUGCCAGACCGCUCGCUAUAAUGGCUUCAACGUGCGCCCGCGCGAGGCCCAGGUGCAGCUGAACGUCCAGUUCCCGCCGGAGGUGGAGCCCGGCUCCCAGGACGUGCGCCAGGCGCUGGGCCGGCCGGUGCUCCUGCGCUGCUCGCUGCUUCGAGGCAGCCCCCAGCGCAUCGCCUCGGCUGUGUGGCGCUUCAAGGGGCAGCUGCUGCCUCCGCCGCCUGCCGUCCCCGUCGCCGCCGAGGCCCCCGACCACUCCGAGCUACGCCUCGACGCCGUCACCCGCGAGAGCAGUGGCAGCUACGAGUGCAGCGUCUCCAACGACGUGGGCUCGGCCGCCUGCCUGUUCCAGGUCUCGGCCAAAGCCUACAGCCCGGAGUUUUACUUCGACACCCCCAACCCCACCCGCAGCCACAAGCUGUCCAAGAACUACUCCUACGUGCUUCAGUGGACCCAGAGGGAGCCUGACGCUGUCGACCCCGUGCUCAACUACAGACUCAGUGUCCGCCAGUUGAAUCAGCACAACGCCCUGGUGAAGGCCAUCCCGGUGCGGCGUGUGGAGAAGGGGCAGCUGCUGGAGUACAUCCUGACCGACCUCCGAGUGCCCCACAGCUACGAGGUCCGCCUCACGCCCUACACCACUUUUGGGGCUGGAGAUAUGGCCUCCCGCAUCAUCCACUACACGGAGCCCAUCAGCUCUCCCAGUUUGUCAGACAACACCUGCCACUUUGAGGAUGAGAAGAUCUGUGGCUACACCCAGGACCUGACAGACAAUUUUGACUGGACCCGGCAGAAUGCCCUCACCCAGAACCCCAAGCGCUCCCCCAACACUGGUCCCCCCACUGACAUAAGUGGCACCCCUGAGGGCUACUACAUGUUCAUUGAGACGUCAAGGCCCCGGGAGCUGGGGGACCGUGCGAGGUUGGUGAGUCCCCUGUACAACGCCAGUGCCAAGUUCUACUGCGUCUCCUUCUUCUAUCACAUGUAUGGAAAGCACAUCGGCUCCCUCAACCUCCUGGUGCGGUCCCGGAACAAAGGGGCCCUGGACACGCACGCUUGGUCCCUCAGCGGCAAUAAGGGCAACGUGUGGCAGCAGGCACAUGUGCCCAUCAACCCGAGCGGGCCCUUCCAGAUUAUUUUUGAGGGUGUCCGAGGCUCGGGCUACCUGGGGGAUAUCGCCAUAGAUGACGUCACCCUGAAGAAGGGGGAGUGUCCCAGGAAGCAGAUGGAUCCCAAUAAAGUGGUGGUGAUGCUGGGCAGUGCAGCCCCCCGCCAGCCCCUCCCGCAGCUCUGGGGGCCUGUGGCCGCCUUCCUCCUGGCGUUGCAGAGAUGAUGAGAGCUGCGUGGCGCCCCCACCCCGCCCCCCCCCCCCGGCACACCAAAGUGUCCGCAUCGUACCAAAGACUGACCCCACGCCAGCCGGGGUGCCCAGGGGCAGGGCCGCCCGCCAGGGAGGGGGCCGGCGCCGGCCGCGAGGAGCAGAGAACAAGGACAAAGGCCCAGCACUGAGACCCCGGAGACGGUUGUUCGACACACGCACACACCCACACUCACACACACACACAGAUCUAUUAAAGCACAAGUUUCUAUCCAACCUGCCAGCACCUUCUUUACUGCAGAGACAGGGGACUCGCCUGAAUGGCAUCCGCCACCCCAGGGACCUUGGCACCACGUGGUCCUUGUCGGGGCUGCAGGCGCGGCGUGUUUCUGCCCUUCCCCUGGCCCCAACUCAAGGCUCAGCUCAGCCCAGUGGCUUCCUUCCCCAGCAGGAGCCAGAAGGGAAGCGGGCAUGGGAGCUCUGCCCUGGGCGGGACUCUGGGACUCCUUGGGACGGAGGAGCCUGGGAUCGAGGGGCCACGAGGAACUCUGUGAGCUGUGUGGAAGGCACUAGCUGCAUGGAACUCAGUUCCCAGAGUGAAGGCCAGACGCCGGAGAGCCCAGGUCACCCCCAGCGCCUGGCCCACUCACUCCUGGGGUGUCCUAUCUGUGCCCCCCUCCCCUGCCACCACCACUGUGCCCCCUUUAAAGGGAGCCAGUGCAGGGUCUUGGGCCUGGGCAGUCUGAAGGCCGACCCCUCCCCACCAUCCCCUCCCACUGCACCCCCCACAAGCAGCUGGCUUCCCGAGAGCACAGCCCCCACCCUGGUCACGGGCCUAACCUCAGCCCCCUGCCCCUGUCCCCGCUGCUUCCCCAGGAGUCAGGGGAGGGGUGGUGGCCAAGCCAUUUUCUGGGGUGAGGUUUGACUUUGAGAGGAGCAGAGGAGAAGUCCUGCCUUUAUGAUUUCAUGCCCACAUGUCGGGCGCUGAUUUUAGGGGUAGAGUGAAUCUUCUGUUUCUUAUAUCUCUGCCAUGAAGGGGUGCUCUGGGCGGGGUGUGGGGGGGCUGCCCUGUUCUCCUCCACCACAAAGCAGGGUCUGCUUGUCUCUUCCUUCUCCACCCAGGGUCAGUGAAGGAGAGGGAUUUGUCGAUGGCCUGAGGGGACAGUUGCUGGUCACCAUAUUCCCUGGGAGCUGAGGCUCAUGCCCCCAAGCUGAAAAGAGGCUCCAUGCCCUUGGUCUUGAGUUGGGGGGCUGAGAUGGGCAAUGAGGGGACCUAGACCUCCCCCUCACCGUCACCCCUGAGAAUCCCCUCCCAGCUGUCCAUGGGACAGAAGAGGCCCAGCCCUUUCCAGGGUGGAUUGUUAUGCAUGUGUGCAUGUGGCCAUGUGUGUGUGUGUGUGUGCACGUGUGAGCACGUGUGGGCAUCUGUUGUCUGUGCACCAUUGUGGUGGGUACAUCUCUGGCAGGAAUGUGUGCAAAUAUACAUCUACGUGUGCAAUUAUCUGUACGUCAGGCUGGGUCUCACCCCCCUCUGUGAGUGCCUGUGGAUGUCAGCACGUCCGUCUUUAUGAAUGAAUGAUGUGGAGCGUUGGCCAAGAAUGCCACUUCAGCCCUAUUGCAUAGUCUCGAGCACCCUGCUGCCACCUGAAAUUCUACCUUUUAUCCCCGAUGGGAGACGAAGCUUACAGAUGACCCUAUGGAAAUGAAGGCCGCUUUGGUGGAGGUUUCACAGGGCUCCUCCUGGAGCAUUUGUUGGGAACAGCUGCAGACGAGAGGCAGGCACUGCGAUGGCAGGAGGUAGGCAGGAAACCAAAGCAAACGUGCCCAUCUCUGCUUUGCCAGGCCUGAGUUAUCAUCAUCACCAACAGCAGGUGGGUGGCCAGGCCAGGGCUGGAGCGGGGCCUCCUGAUACCCAACCAGCACGGCCGCCUUCCCGGCCCCGCCAAGGCCUGUCCUAGAUGAGUGUCUCCGGUUCCCAGAGCUUGCUUUCAUCGCGUCUGUGGGUGUUGUUCCUUAAUUGUCCCAUCUGUGGAGGGUCUGCUGCCCCAACUAGACUGUGAGCUCCUCUGAGCCUUCCAACCCUCCCCCGACCCAUCCCCACCUCAUACCCAGCACAAGUGGGCCUGUUACAGAAAUCUCUCCGUCGGCUUUGCCCAGCGGGAUGGAUUAUAGAAAUCAGUGGUUCCAGGCCUGGCUGCAGAAGAGAGUCAUCAGAGGGUCUUUUAGGAAUUGCCAACGCUCAGGGCCCCCUCCAGAGAUGCCAGUUUAACUGGACUGGAGUGCAGCCUGGCAUCAGGAAUGUUUAAAAGCUCCUCAGGAGAACCUGAGAGUGGGAACCACUGACCUGUCACCUGCCAGGUGCCUCCUCCGUGCCCUGGCUGGGUGGGUGCUGAACAUUCAGAGCACCUCCUCCCUGGGGUUCCAUCGUGCCGUGUGUUUACUGCCCUCGGAUGGCCUUUGAAUACAUCUGUUCCCGGCUCUGACUGCUCUGUGAUGGGGAGCCGGUCUCCCUCGCUCACCUCCACGUCUGUAGAGCUGAAUACAGAAAAGGGACUUGGCAUAUGUCAGCUGAGCUGAACCUCCCACUCAUGGCCCCCGAGUUCUGGUCUGUUUGGAGAGAGGGGACAGUUGGGUCACACGGACAGAGUGCAGGGUGGGGCAGAAACGGGGAACCGCCAGAGGGAGGUGGAGGUGGCCCGUGGGAGCCCUGAUUGGAGGCUGGUCUGACCGGGGCUCAAAGAGCACCUGAUGGGGCCGGUGAGGUCCUUGGUCGCCGCGUGUGUCUGCGUCUCCCAGCAGAUCUGUAGGGGAUGCGGGUGUUCGUGUGUGCUGACGUGAGCAGUGUGUGAUGUGUGCGCCUAGGGGAGUGCUGGCCUCUGUGCAUGGGCGUGUGUGCGUGUGUAUGAGGGGUCUGCAAGGAGUGAGUGUCAGCGCGUGUCCCUGGGGAACUGUGAGUCAGCACCUCUGCAUCAGUGUCACCUCUGUCCCGUGCGUCGUUGUGUGCCAGUGAGUGUCAGCAUCCGUGUGUUGGUAGGUGGCCCACGAGGACCCCCGGCCCGGGGGGGAGACCAGACUGGCUGGAUCCAGUGCAUCUCCCCAGUGGCAGUCUCGCCCUCUGGGUCAGGGUGGCUGAGGCGUUUUGUGGCCUUAAAAUGGGGAGUCCAGGGUCAGUCCUCAGGGUUUUGGGGUCCUUCAGCCCUGUCCCCUCCAGGUUGGUGUCUGGGGGACAGAGGGACUCCUGGGGCCAGGUGCGGUCUGGGUGGGAGAGAGGGAGUCUCAGCUUGGCUGUCCUGCCCCUGGACGACAGACGGCCUCCUGGGGUGUGGAGCUAAGCCUGCUGACCGAGCCCCCUCCUCCUGGGACACGCCUUCCGCCUCUGCCCUCUCUGGGAUGCCCGACUCCUCUUUCUCAUUCCCUUUCCCUGUGCUCAGUGAAAGCCCCCGGCUCAGGCGUCAGUGCUGGGAAGGGCCGCCGGGGUCCAGACUCCUCACGGGGUGAAUGAGAGUGAAGCAGGGAAGAGGGGCGGAUCUUGGCCCAGCUCACACAGCCGGCUGAGAUGGAGCCAGCAUUGGAAGCCAGGCUCCACAGCCCUGGGGUGUCACAGCUGUGGCCGCUGCCCUGCCAGGCAGCCAGAAGGAGCUUGGUCAGACAGCCCUGUCUCCGGGGGCUGCGGCGGAUGUUAUGGCUGUUCCCGGGCCCUGCCCUGGGAGAGGGACUGCCUCCCUGCCCUCAUUCUGGCCUCACGUCCCAGGCCACAGCCUCUCCCGCCCCAGGUCAGGCCUGGGUGCCACACGGAGGCUGCCACCACCCCCUGCCCACACUGGCUACAACUGCUGCCCGCCCCCCGCCUCCCCCACCCAGGGCUUCCCCAUGAAAGGGGUUCUGUCUCCCUUCCCCUCUGUCUUCACAUGAACCCAGGCUGGGAAUGCAGGUCAGUGGGUCCUCGUCCUGUUGACUUUCCCCCUAAGGAUCAGGGGAGCCUGGGGGAGCAGGGAUAACCCUUGUGUUUUCUUCUCUGGACAGCUCAAAGGGGAGAGCGGCUAUUUCCAGGGCCUGUCUUCAGGAACGGGAUGGCUGUACCUGCCCUGGAGAGUCGCCACUUGCCGAGUUUCUGGGUGCAGGGAAGCCCCCGU
Messenger RNA from Dama dama (fallow deer), 7150 nucleotides. It is a transcript of the gene MDGA1, whose product is annotated as MAM domain containing glycosylphosphatidylinositol anchor 1. Gene Ontology annotation, cellular component: neuronal cell body; plasma membrane; axon. Gene Ontology annotation, biological process: synapse organization; homophilic cell-cell adhesion. Gene Ontology annotation, molecular function: axon guidance receptor activity; protein binding. Lineage: Eukaryota; Metazoa; Chordata; Mammalia; Artiodactyla; Cervidae. The transcript has 17 exons. The coding region runs from base 165 to 3032 and encodes 955 amino acids. The record is from RefSeq and is a predicted model, not a curated record.